UAUUGUUUAUACCAAAUCGUAUAAAAUUGUAUAAAAUUAUGACACUGAUUUUUGCAGAAUUAUAAACAAUAAGCUGGAUAAGUUAUUAAAUAAACGAAUAAAUAUUAUGCCUCUAAAGCCACCUUCAUUUCCUUUAAAAUCAGUACAAGAAGUAACAGACUUUGAUAAUAUUUCGCAGGAAGAGUACGAAAAUGCUGUCCAGUAUCUAUAUUUUGUAGGUGGCUUCACUUUACAUGAGGCAAUAAAAUAUUGCAUGAAAGAAGUAAUGACUGAUGAUGUCAUUCGAUAUUAUUCGGCGUGGGGGGAGCGGGGAAAUCUUCCAUUGCUUAAUACUAGAUUAAUAAAAGUAAUAUAUAGUAGGUUAUUUCAACUUAUUGAAUAUAUUACAAGUGUAUACUGCGGGAGGCGAGAGAAUAUCUGCGCUAAUAAAGUUGAGAAAGCGUUAUUCAGAACCGUAUUGGCAAGCUGAACGGCACGGCGGUAAAGUGAUAAGGAGGGGGGAGAGAGCUUUCCAGGCGGAGACCUGCAACCAAACGGACGAGUUUUUGUCCGAUUCCUUAAUAUUUUCUCGCAAUCCGGAGUAUAGUAUAUUAAAUUGUGCUAGACAAAUAAAUAGCGACUUUUUACUUACUUUACUAUUUCUGAGAUAAUUACUCGAUAAGAUUAAAAUUAUUCACUCUGUACACACGCCUAUAUGCACGGACACACGUACAUACACACACAUACAC
Messenger RNA from Monomorium pharaonis (pharaoh ant), 728 nucleotides. RefSeq lists its product as uncharacterized. The coding region runs from base 107 to 469 and encodes 120 amino acids. The transcript has 2 exons. NCBI's taxonomy places the organism in Eukaryota, Metazoa, Arthropoda, Insecta, Hymenoptera, Formicidae. The record is from RefSeq and is a predicted model, not a curated record.